AUGGUUCGUGUGAACUUGCUUUUGGCCUUGGCCAUUACUUCUUUUAGUGCUACAAUGGCAGCGCCUGGGGCUUCCACUUGUGACCUCAAAUAUGAUGCCUGCCGCGGUGCCCCCGGUGCAAACCUGUCGACCUGCGCCUCUGAGAAGGCCGCGUGUGAAGGUGCUGGAUCGAGCUGUCAGGUCAAGUACGAUGCCUGCCGCGGUGCCCCUGGUGCAAACUUGUCGACCUGCGCUUCUGAGAAGGCUGCUUGCGAUGCGAAUAGCGACAUAUCCUCAACUACGACGCAGUUUGUGAAGCCAACCCCGGGACCCUCGAGCGACUGCCAGGCUAAGUAUGACGCCUGCCGUGGUGCCCCUGGUGCCAAUCUGUCGACUUGCGCCUCUGAGAAGGCCGCGUGUGAAGGUGCUGGAUCGAGCUGUCAGGCCAAAUACGAUGCCUGCCGUGGUGCCCCUGGUGCCAACCUGUCGACCUGCGCCUCUGAGAAGGCCGCAUGUGAAGGUGCUGGAUCGAGCUGUCAGGCCAAGUACGAUGCCUGCCGUGGCGCCCCUGGUGCAAACUUGUCGACCUGCGCUUCUGAGAAGGCUGCUUGCGAUGCGAAUAGCGACAUAUCCUCAACUACGACGCAGUUUGUGAAGCCAACCCCGGGACCCUCGAGCGACUGCCAGGCUAAGUAUGACGCCUGCCGUGGUGCCCCUGGUGCCAAUCUGUCGACUUGCGCCUCUGAGAAGGCCGCGUGUGAAGGUGCUGGAUCGAGCUGUCAGGCCAAAUACGAUGCCUGCCGUGGUGCCCCUGGUGCCAACCUGUCGACCUGCGCCUCUGAGAAGGCCGCAUGUGAAGGUGCUGGAUCGAGCUGUCAGGCCAAGUACGAUGCCUGCCGUGGCGCCCCUGGUGCAAACCUAUCUACCUGCGCCUCUGAGAAGGCUGCCUGCGAUGCGAAUGGAGGCACUACCUCGACUACAACUGGGGCUGUGAAGCCUACCCCGGAGCCCACGGGUGACUGCCAGGCUAAAUACGACACCUGCCGUCGCCGCCCCGGUGCAAACCUGUCGACCUGCGCCUCUGAGAAGGCUGCCUGCGAUGCGAAUGGAGGCACUACCUCGACUACAACGGGGGCUGUGAAGCCAACUUCGGAGCCCGCGGGUGACUGCCAGGCUAAGUAUGAUACUUGCCGUGGUGCCCCCGGUGCAAACCUGUCAACCUGCGCCUCCGAGAAGGCUGCUUGCGACGCGCAGGGAGGCAGCGGAUCCACGUCAUCUGUUGGACCUACUUCAGCGUCCCCUUCCGCCCCUCUCUUUACGGGUGCUGCAAGCCGAGUCUCAGGCAAUAUUGCUGUUGUGGGAGCUCUGGUUCUCGGUCUUGUCAUUUAA
Penicillium cinerascens is the source of this 1368-nucleotide messenger RNA. RefSeq lists its product as uncharacterized. The record is from RefSeq and is a predicted model, not a curated record. The transcript has a single exon. The coding region runs from base 1 to 1368 and encodes 455 amino acids. NCBI's taxonomy places the organism in Eukaryota, Fungi, Ascomycota, Eurotiomycetes, Eurotiales, Aspergillaceae.